Ostrea edulis (European flat oyster) is the source of this 1589-nucleotide messenger RNA. RefSeq names its product vacuolar protein sorting-associated protein 72 homolog. The transcript is spliced from 7 exons. Lineage: Eukaryota; Metazoa; Mollusca; Bivalvia; Ostreida; Ostreidae. Gene Ontology annotation, molecular function: ATP-dependent H2AZ histone chaperone activity. Gene Ontology annotation, cellular component: nucleus. The coding region runs from base 105 to 1064 and encodes 319 amino acids. Gene Ontology annotation, biological process: regulation of DNA-templated transcription; chromatin remodeling. The record is from RefSeq and is a predicted model, not a curated record.
ACAUUGUAAAUCACAUCGGGAUCGUUCUCUUGAUAAUUUUCCUGCAUGAGCGGCAUCGCCGGAGAAAAAUUUCACACAAAAAAUUGAAAAAUAAAGGCAUAAAAAUGGCAAGUAGCAGAGAAAAGAGAAUCAAUGCAGGAAGCAAAAUGGCCCGUCUGCUUGAAGCAGAAGAUGAGGAUGAAUUCUACAAAACCACCUAUGGAGGUUUUAAUGAGGAAGAAGAUGAUGGUGUGUAUGAGUCUGAGGAAUCUGAUGACGAUGACACAGACUCAGAUAUAAGUAUAGAUGAAAAUGAUGAACCUAAAAGUGAUGAUGACGAAGAGGGUCCAAAGAAAAAGCGAAGAGUAGUCACCAAAGCUUACAAGGAGCCACCAGCGAAGAAGAAGACUGAAGAGAAAAAGCCCAAACCCAAAACAGAAAAAGUUUCAAAAGUACAAAUAUACCAUACACCAGAAAAGAAGAAAUUAAGAAACACAACAUCAGAGAAAUCCAAAGCUGUGGAACAGAGAGACAAACAGAGAGAAGCCAGAGCCAAGAUGCUGAAGGAAAUGGCUGCUCAGAAACGGGUGUCAGAGGUCAGGAGGUUAACACAGGAGGAGCUGCUGGAGGAGGCCAAGAUUACCGAGGAGGAGAACAUGACGUCUCUGGAAAAUUACCAAAGAAUGGAACUUGAAAAGAAGAAAAACCGCAUUCAGAAACAGAUGCAUAGAGGGCCAAUCAUUCGUUAUCAUUCGCUGACAAUGCCCCUAAUAGAGGAAAUCCCCCCAGAACCAGAAAUCAGUGUGGAUGAUGACAGUGCUGAACCACAGAGGAGGCUGGAUGAAAAUGAAAAGUGUUCAAGGACAUUCAUAACUUUCACAGAUGAAAGAAACUUCCGUGAAUGUUUUUCACAGUGUAAAUUGAAAGUUCCCCACAAACAGUUCUGCCCAGUCACUAAGUUAUCAGCUAAAUACUUUGAUCCUGUAACACAGACACCAUAUGCUAAUUUAAAGGCAUUUAAGUGUAUCAGAGAGGCAUAUGCCCAACAGUUAGCAGAGGAUUCUAACCAGCGAAGAAAGAAAUAAAGUUUUUUUGGCAUUACAUAUCAUUCAUCAACUUUAUUGGAGCUGGUACAGAAGACAUACUAUAUAUAUUAUACACUUAUUGAAUUUUAGAAGGGAGAUACAAGAAUCACAGAUUUUCAGAUCUGAGUUGGGUUAUAUUCCAACAGUACAGGGCGAACCUACACAGUUCUGACAACUUUUGUUGUCUAUUCAGGCAUUAUUUUCAUUGGGACUGAAGGGACAGGAAUGCCAUCAUUUUUAGUCUGUCUAUCUGUUCAUCCAUCUGACCACCUUUUAUUGUGAACACCAAUUUUCCUACAGUAUGUCUUAGACUUUUAAUGAAAUAUUGGUGUGCCUAUUAUCAGUGAAAUACGUGAAAAGGAUGCAAGUUGUAGUAAAGGGGAUGUAGCGAUACAGUUGAGAUUAUCACGAGGUUAUCGAGAGAUUAUGAGAUUGAUCACUGUUCGUUAUCUUCAUUUUUUUUCAUUUUGACCAUAUCACAAUAUGUAUCGUGAUGAAGUGACUUAAUAAAGGAUACAUAUUUAA